This is a messenger RNA of Brassica rapa (field mustard), 3385 nucleotides long. RefSeq names its product amino acid permease 8-like. Lineage: Eukaryota; Viridiplantae; Streptophyta; Magnoliopsida; Brassicales; Brassicaceae. The record is from RefSeq and is a predicted model, not a curated record.
UUAUUAAUAUUAUUUAAUUGCCCUUAAUGAAACAUGCAAUGUUAGUGAAUGAAAGGGCAGGCUAAGGUAAUUAUGACAAUAGGAUCCUGCUUUAAUAGUAUAGAUCAUUUACACUUCUUUAGUUCAGCUUGUAACUAUUUUCUCUCUUCCUCGGUUUCUCCUCUCAAAAUGAAGAGCUUUGAUACGGUGGAAUCCGGUGACGCCACCGGGAAUAACUUCGACGAUGAUGGUCGGGAGAAGAGAACGGGGACGUUGAUGACGGCGAGUGCGCACAUAAUCACGGCGGUGGUAGGCUCAGGAGUGUUGUCGUUGGCUUGGGCUAUAGCACAACUUGGUUGGGUGGCAGGAAUAGUGAUUCUUGUAACUUUUGCCGUCAUCAAUUACUACACAUCCACUAUGCUCGCUGAUUGUUAUCGGUCGGACACCGGAACACGCAAUUGUACUUACAUGGACGUCGUCCGAGCUUACCUUGGUGGUAGGAAAGUGCAGUUAUGUGGACUGGCACAAUACGGGUGUUUCAUAGGGGUCACUAUUGGUUACACCAUCACUGCAUCCAUAAGCUUAGUAGCGAUUGGGAAAGCAAAUUGUUUUCAUGACAAAGGACAUGGGGAGAAAUGUUCCAUGCCAAAUUAUCCAUUCAUGGCGGUCUUCGGGAUCGUGGAGAUUAUUCUUAGUCAGAUUCCUAGCUUUCACAAGCUCUCUUUUCUCUCCAUUAUCGCCACCGUUAUGUCCUUUUCUUAUGCGUCUAUCGGAAUUGGUUUAGCCAUGGCCGUUGUGGCAAGUGGGAAGGUUGGCAAGACGGGGGCUACGGGCACAGUGGUUGGAGUGGAGGUAACUGCCUCUGACAAAAUAUGGAAGUCUUUUCAAGCGACUGGAGACAUUGCUUUUUCAUACGCUUAUUCCAGUAUUCUCGUUGAGAUUCAGGAUACAUUGAGAUCAAGCCCGCCAGAGAACAAAGUCAUGAAGAAAGCAAGCCUUGCCGGAGUCUCAACUACAACUUUUUUCUACAUGUUAUGUGGCUGCAUUGGAUACGCCGCAUUUGGAAACAAAGCCCCUGGAGACUUCCUUACCGACUUUUUUUAUGAACCUUACUGGCUCAUCGAUUUUGCCAAUGCUUGCAUUGUCCUCCACCUAAUAGCAGCCUAUCAGGUGUUUGCACAACCAAUAUUCCAAUUUGUUGAGAACAAAUGCAACAAAGCAUGGCCAGAAAGCAAUUUCAUCACCAAAGAACAUUCGAUGAACAUACUAUUCCUCGGAAAAUGUCGCAUCAGCUUCUUCAGACUGGUGUGGAGGACAGCUUAUGUGAUUUUCACAACAGUUGUAGCAAUGAUAUUCCCCUUCUUUAACGCGAUCUUGGGUCUUAUCGGGGCAGCCGCAUUCUGGCCGCUAACAGUUUACUUCCCGGUGGAGAUGCACAUCUCGCAGAGAAAGAUUAAGAAGCAUUCUAUGAGAUGGAUAGGGUUGAAACUCCUUGUAUUGGUUUGUUUGAUUGUUACCCUCCUAGCCGCAAUAGGAUCCAUCGUCGGCUUGAUAAAAAGUGUCAAGGCAUACAAGCAUUUCCACAGUUAAGAUUAGUUACUUGUAACCUAAGCUAUCUGAAAUUUGUGGUGACUACUUCGUUCAAGACAAAACAGUUGGUAGUAACUACCGCUACAUAUUGUUGUGCAUGUCUGUCUUGUGUAUCUUAUAUAGUUAACGGCGUUGACUUGCACGCUUGCUUAUCCGGUUUAUAGAACAUUGGUAUUAUGGCCUUAUGGGAGCAGAUUUACUUUGAAGUGUUCAAAGAAACAUUCAUAUUGUAAUGUUUUUAUCAAAAAUUUCAAUCCUAUAUUGGAACUAAUAAGUGUUUCAAAAAAAAUAUUGAAACUAAUAUUUUGUAUUGUUCCAUUAGAUUGAAAAAAAGAAGCAAAAGUGUAAUAGAAAACAAAAAUUUGGAAAAAAGGAGGAAAAUUUAAGGUCUAAGUCAAUAGCCUACACAUGACAAAAAAGGAGGAGAGUAUGAAACCAAAGGAUCUAGACCUUAGAGCAUCUUUAACCGUGUCUCUUAGCCCGUCUCUUAGUGUUAUUAAGUUAAAAAAAAAAAGAAAAAAUGCAAUUAUCUUUAGGGACGUCUCUUAAUCAAGAGACAUAAGAGACGCCUCUUGUAGACAGACGUCACUUUCUCUUGCUUCCUGUUGAAUCUCUCGUCCCCUUCCCAGAAUCAGAUGAAUUUGUCUCCUCUCUUCCUCACUUUUGAUUGAUAAUACUCAUGAGUGGAAGUUCAAGCAGGGAGGCCCUUUGUGGCAUUGUAGGUUUCAAUUGAAUCAAUGCUCUCUCUGAUGCUUUCCUUGAAUCAAUAGAGAGGAGGAGGGAAGGAUAACGGAAUUGAAACCCAGUGGACCAGUGGCGUUAACAGCGGAGGAAUAAGCCGUUUCCUUGAAUCAGUCUCUCUCUCUCUCUCUAUCUGAAACUAUUAAGCAUGCCAUCAGAUCCCAGAAUCGUGUCAUUGUUGAAGGAAAUAAUCUGGUGAGUCAGUCUUUUGAAUCAUUGUGUGUUCUGUAUGUAUAUAUUGUUUGCUCAGUUUUUGCGUUGAAAGAAUGAGUUGUUAAAGUUUUCGUUUUGGUUAAUACUUCUCGGCUCAGGUUUGUAUUGGAGACUUUGAUUGAUUCCUACUUCUACAACACUUGGUCCCUCAUUUGUCGGCUGCGAGAGGUGGGCGGAUACUUCUUCAUCUCGUGAAGAACAUCCUCCUAACAUAGACAAACGCUCGCUUCAAAAUCUGCUCUUCUUUCUCCAUGUUCCUCGAACUGGAGGCAGGACUUCUUUUCACUGGUGAUGAUCUCUCUCUCUUACCAAAAGUUUUUUUUAUGAGUUAAUUGAUUUUUUUUAUUCGAUUAAUGCUUUGUUUUUGGUAGUUUCUUGAGGAAGUUUCCUGAGUUUGCUGAGUUUCUGAUGCAGCAACGGCAGUGGCGUAUUGGAAUUACUUCAUACGGCUAGAGAUGAAGCUGAGUAUGUUGUGUUGCGCUGUAUCACAUGGUUUUUUCUCACAGUGGUUGCAAACUCAAAGAGGGAUUGUCUGGUUGAUCUUGCUUUCUUGUUGUCACUUCAGAACGAGCUGUGGAGUGAGAACCAUUUGGUUGUGCAAUUGAUUCUACUCUUUUGGUACCCUGCAAGUGUUGAAGAGGAAGAUUAUUUUGCUGUGUGGCAUUGCUGGAAAUACAGAGAGUUACAAGCAGCACGUUGUGGCAGUAUUCAGGGCCAGUGUGCCUAUGAACAGAGAGGAUUAAAAGGCUGGUUUCUGUGUACAUGUUCCUCAUUUACGCAUCUCCUGUAGGAGAUUACCUUGAGAUAACAAUGUUUUUUUUUAAGAACUUCAAAAUAAGAGACUACCAUUGGAGACCCAAAA